Messenger RNA from Gavialis gangeticus (Gharial), 3782 nucleotides. It is a transcript of the gene XPO6, whose product is annotated as exportin 6. The record is from RefSeq and is a predicted model, not a curated record. Gene Ontology annotation, biological process: protein export from nucleus. NCBI's taxonomy places the organism in Eukaryota, Metazoa, Chordata, Crocodylia, Gavialidae. The transcript is spliced from 24 exons. Bases 325 to 3702 code for a protein of 1125 amino acids. Gene Ontology annotation, molecular function: nuclear export signal receptor activity; small GTPase binding.
UGGCCUGCUCUUCUGUCCCCCCCACCCCCCCCAGCUCCUCCCCAUUCCUUCCAGGGUCUGGGCACCAUCUCUGGCCUUCCCCUCUUGCAGCCUUUGCAGCUGGUGCAUUGUUAAGACUCUUGUCAAAGCUGAGGUAGAGCUGAUGGGGUCCUGAGGCUAGGCCUGGGAGGAGGCAGGACAGUUGUUCGUAGAGGGGACGGAUGGCAGGUUGUUUCUAGCUGGAUGGGUGGGGAAGUCCCAGUAAAGCUGCCUCGGCCCAUGAUAUGAGCUGGGUGAGACGGCAGACCCAGGAAGGAAAUCAACGGAGACCCCUCCAAAGCCGCCAUGGCAUCUGAAGAGGCCUCGCUGCGAGCUUUGGAGAGUCUAAUGACAGAGUUUUUCCAUAACUGCACAACCAACGAACGGAAACGUGAGAUAGAGGAGCUUCUGAAUAACUUUGCCCAGCAGAUAGGAGCCUGGAGGUUCUGCCUGUAUUUCCUGUCAAGCACAAGAAAUGACUAUGUAAUGAUGUACAGUUUGACUGUGUUUGAGAACCUGAUCAAUAAGAUGUGGCUCGGGGUCCCAUCUCAAGAUAAAAUGGAGAUCCGUAGCUGCUUGCCCAAGCUCCUUCUAGCCCAUCACAAAACUCUGCCUUACUUCAUCAGGAACAAGCUCUGCAAAGUCAUUGUAGACAUUGGCCGACAAGAUUGGCCUAUGUUCUACCAUGACUUCUUCACAAAUAUCUUACAGUUGAUUCAGUCUCCUGUGACCACUCCUCUUGGGCUGAUCAUGCUAAAGACUACAUCAGAAGAGCUGGCCUGCCCACGGGAGGAUCUCAGUGUGGCACGGAAAGAAGAGUUACGCAAAUUGCUCCUGGAUCAGGUGCAAACUGUGCUUGGGCUUCUCACAGGUAUCUUAGAGAGUAUCUGGGACAAACACAGUGUUACUGCUGCCACUCCACCACCGUCCCCAACUUCAGGAGAAAGUGGUGACUUAUUAAGUAGCCUGUUGCAGAGUCCCAGUGUGGCCAAAUUAUUGAACCAGCCAAUCCCUAUCCUUGACACUGAGAGUGAAUAUAUUUGUUCUCUGGCACUGGAAUGCCUGGCCCACCUCUUCAGCUGGAUCCCUCUGUCUACCAGUAUCACCCCUUCACUCCUUACCACCAUAUUCCAUUUUGCCCGCUUUGGCUGCGAUACCCGAACCAGGAAGAUGACCUCUGUCAAUGGCAGCAGCCAGAACUCUGUAUUGGGCCAGGAACGUGGCAGGCUUGGAGUCUUGGCUAUGUCUUGCAUCAAUGAACUGAUGUCAAAAAACUGUGUGCCUAUGGAGUUUGAAGAGUAUUUGCUGCGGAUGUUCCAGCAGACUUUCUACCUCCUGCAGAAGAUUACCAAGGAGAAUAAUGCCCACACAGUGAAGAGCCGGCUGGAGGAACUGGAUGAAAGCUACAUUGAGAAGUUUACAGACUUUCUGCGUCUCUUUGUGAGUGUUCAUCUACGGAGGAUAGAAUCCUACUCUCAGUUCCCUGUGGUUGAAUUUUUGGCUCUAUUAUUCAAAUAUACUUUUCAUCAGCCUACCCACGAAGGCUACUUUUCUUGCCUAGAUAUCUGGACACUGUUCUUGGACUAUCUCACUAGUAAAAUUAAAAGUCGUUUGGCAGACAAAGAAGCAGUACUCAACAGGUACGAAGAUGCCCUCGUUUUGCUGCUGACAGAGGUAUUGAAACGAAUACAAUUCAGGUACAACCAGGCACAGUUGGAGGAGCUGGAUGACGAGACUUUAGAUGAUGAUCAGCAGACUGAAUGGCAGCGGUACUUGCGCCAGAGCUUGGAAGUAGUGGCAAAAGUCAUGGAGCUCCUGCCAACUCAUGCCUUCUCUACACUGUUUCCUGUUCUACAAGACAACUUGGAAGUAUACCUAGGACUACAACAGUUCGUUGUCACUUCAGGGACAGGUCAUAGACUGAAUAUCACUGCAGAAAAUGACUGCCGGCGUUUACACUGCUCUUUGAGAGACCUUAGCUCCUUGCUGCAGGCUGUUGGCCGUUUAGCUGAGUACUUUAUUGGGGAUGUGUUUGCUGCCAGAUUCAAUGAUGCCCUUACAGUAGUGGAGAGGUUGGUCAAGGUAACGCUGUAUGGGUCCCAGAUAAAACUGUACAACAUAGAAACAGCUGUGCCAUCUGUAUUGAAACCUGACCUUAUUGAUGUCCAUGCUCAGUCGCUGGCAGCAUUGCAGGCUUACUCUCAUUGGCUAGCACAGUUCUACAGUGAAGUCCAUCGACAGAAUUCUGAGCAGUUCAUCUCUCUAGUCUCCACUGCCCUGGAAGCAAUUAUUCCACUCAUCAGCUCGAAGGUGCAGGAGAAGUUGCUGCUGUCUUCAUGCCACUUGUUAGUUUCUUUAGCCACCACAGUGCGGCCUGUGUUUUUGAUUAGUAUUCCAGCAGUCCAGAAGGUGUUCAACCGGAUCACAGACACCUCUGCUCAGCGGCUUCCUGAUAAGGCUCAGGUACUGGUCUGCAGAGCACUUUCAAAUGUGUUGUUGCUGCCAUGGCCAAAUCUCCCAGAGUGUGAACAGCAGUGGGCAGUUCGUUCAACCAACCACACCAGCCUAAUCUCUGCCCUCACAAGGGAAUACCGCCAACUAAAAUCCAACACCAUCCUACCACAGAGGAAAGUGCAGCUGGAAGACACCAAAGUGAUCAUCCAUCAGACACUAAGUGUCUUGGAAGAUAUUGUGGAGAGUAUUUCUGGAGAGUCUACCAAGUCACGACAGAUCUGUUAUCAGUCACUGCAGGAGUCUGUCCAGGUCUCGCUAGCCCUCUUCCCAGCUUUCAUUCAUCAGUCAGAUGUUACUGAUGAGAUGCUGAGCUUCUUCCUGACUCUGUUUCAAGGAUUGAGGGUACAGAUGGGAGUGCCUUUCACUGAGCAGAUCAUACAGACCUUCCUAAACAUGUUCACCAGAGAGCAGUUAGCAGAGAGCAUUCUCCAUGAAGGCAGUACUGGCUGUCGAGUGGUUGAGAAGUUUCUGAAGAUACUACAAGUAGUAGUUCAAGAGCCAGGCCAAGUGUUCAAGCCUUUCUUACCCAGCAUCAUCUCACUGUGCAUGGAGCAGGUCUAUCCCAUCAUUGCAGAGCGCUCAUCUCCUGAUGUGAAAGCUGAACUUUUUGAGUUGCUUUUUCGGGUCCUGCAUCAUAAUUGGCGGUACUUCUUCAAAUCUAAUGUUUUGGCCAGUGUUCAGAGAGGAAUAGCAGAGGAACAAAUGGAGAAUGAAGCACAGUUCAGUGCCAUUAUGCAGGCAUUUGGCCAGUCCUUCCUGCAGCCUGACAUACAUCUAUUUAAGCAGAAUCUAUUCUACUUGGAGACGCUGAAUACCAAGCAGAAGCUUUACCAUAAGAAAAUCUUCAGGACAACAAUGCUGUUCCAGUUUGUGAAUGUGCUGCUUCAGGUCCUGGUCCACAAAUCGCAUGACCUGUUGCAGGAGGAGAUUGGCAUUGCCAUUUACAACAUGGCCUCGGUGGACUUUGAUAGCUUCUACUCGGCAUUUCUCCCAGAGUUCUUAGCCAGUUGUGAUGGCGUGGACUCCAACCAGAAAAACGUUCUGGGAAGGAACUUCAAAAUGGACAGGGAUCUUCCAUCGUUCACCCAGAAUGUGCACAGACUGGUGAAUGACUUGCGCUACUACAGACUCUGCAAUGACAGUUUGCCCCCUGGAACUGUGAAGCUAUAGUUUCUGCACUGGGCUCCUGGUUUGAUCACUGUAAUGAAUGGAUCUGUAUUUCUCUUGCCUCCACCACCACCACCACCACC